AUGGCUACCCCAUCCAUUCUGUGUCGCGCCCUGCGCGCCAACCGCCUUGCCGUCCCGGCGAUGAGGCAACCGUGGCGCGCCCUGUCGACGACGACGACGCCCCGUCUCAGCAGCAGCGGCGGCGGCGAGAAGACGCCCGGCGAGAUCGGCGUGGGCGAGCUGGAAGGUGCCAAGUUCAAGAUUGAACCUCUCCGUCGUGUCGGCGAGGAUGACAAGACCAAGCGUGCACGUCUCUUGUACCAGUCGAGGAAGCGCGGAACCCUAGAGUCUGACCUCCUACUGUCGACAUUCGCGUCGACGAACCUGGCCACCAUGACGCCCGCCCAGCUGGAUCAGUACGACCGGUUCCUCGACGAGAACGACUGGGACAUAUACUACUGGGCCACGCAGCGGGAGAGCGACUUCUCGACGAACCCAUCGACGACCAACGCCGCCGUGGCCGAGAGCGACGCCAGCGCCACGGACCCCUCCGACGCCGACGGCGCAGAGGUCCCGCGCGACCGGCCCGUGGGCGAGUGGGCGCAGACCGUGGGCGCCUUCCGCCCCGCGUACAGGCCCGUACCGCUCAGGUGGAGGGACAGCGAGAUCCUCGAGAUGAUCCGGGCUCACGUGCGCACCAGGAGCGUAGAUGGCGAGCAGGGUACCGGUAUGGCUUUCAUGCCUAGGCUCGAGGAGCAGGAGGGCACGGGAAACUGA
Geosmithia morbida is the source of this 696-nucleotide messenger RNA. RefSeq names its product succinate dehydrogenase assembly factor 2. Gene Ontology annotation, cellular component: mitochondrion. NCBI's taxonomy places the organism in Eukaryota, Fungi, Ascomycota, Sordariomycetes, Hypocreales, Bionectriaceae. The coding region runs from base 1 to 696 and encodes 231 amino acids. The transcript is spliced from 2 exons. The record is from RefSeq and is a predicted model, not a curated record. Gene Ontology annotation, biological process: tricarboxylic acid cycle; mitochondrial electron transport, succinate to ubiquinone; protein-FAD linkage.